UUUCGUGUACGUACGUGACAGAACGCGUUCCUCAAAAAAAAAAACCAAAAACUUCAGUGAACUCCAUUAAAAAACCGUGGAAAUCGCUGGGAAAGCCCCAGGAAGCCGAGAACACGCUCCCGAAUUGAAAAGCCCUGGGUACCUCUCCGAGGAUGCAAAAUAAUCUCCUGGAGACAUGAUAUCUUGAUCACUCUGGACCCCAGAGGAUUGUCAACACAACCUGCAAAUCUGAUGUCAAAAAAGGUGAACAACUAGCGAAAAAUCCUUGAAAAAAUGGCGCCAGUGCCCUUGGAGGGUCAUCAGACCCCAGUAGCCAACAGCAUGCCCCAGGAGGGCAACCGUGGUGGUUCGAUAUCCCUGGGUAUGUUAAUCGAUUUUAUAAUCCAACGUACAUACCACGAGCUGACAGUCCUGGCGGAGCUCCUCCCCAGGAAAACCGACAUGGAGCGAAAGAUCGAGAUCUGGAAUUAUUCAGCCCGCACUCGUCAACUAUUCGUUCGUCUCUUGGCGCUCGUUAAAUGGGCAAAUAGCGCCUCAAAAGUCGACAAAUCCGCCCACAUAAUGAACUUCUUGGACAAGCAGUCACUCCUGUUUGUAGACACAGCUGAUAUGUUAGCACGAAUGGCCAGAGAGACACUGGUCCACGCACGUCUCCCCAAUUUCCACAUCCCAGCAGCUGUCGAGGUCCUGACAACAGGCACCUACGGACGCCUACCUGCUUGCAUCAGGGAGAGAAUCGUUCCACCAGAUCCAAUAACACCUGUGGAGAAGCGAACGACACUCCAGAGGCUGAAUCAAGUGAUCCAACAUCGGCUUGUCACUGGAAAUCUUCUUCCCCAGAUGAGAAACCUGAAGAUCGAGGCUGGUAGGGUGACAUUCCUGGUCGAGCAGGAGUUCUCAGUGUCACUGACUGUCAUGGGAGACGGCCCCAACGUUCCCUGGAGGCUUCUGGAUCUCGAGAUUCUGGUGUCAGAUAGAGAGACUGGUGAUGGCAAAGCCCUGGUCCAUCCCCUGCAGACGAGAUACGUGCACCAGGUGGUGCAGGCGAGAUUAGCUGAGAGUUCAAAUUCCCUGUCAGAGGUUUACUACAUUCUUCAUUAUUUCUGUCAGUCCCUGCAGCUUGAGGUGCUAUAUUCGCAGACCCUGAGGCUCAUCAGGGAUCGAUUGGAUGAUCAUAUUCAUGUGGAUGAGUAUGUCCCUGGUAAGGGGCUAUCGAUAUCCUACUGGAGGGAGCUUACCACCAAGGAUCCAAGGUCUGAGCUCGGUUACAAGUUAUCUGUUCAGGUUGAUCAGAGUGAUCCUGCGAGACCACUUGCUGUCGUUCAUGUGCCAUCGCUUGGAUCCAAGGAAGAGGAAAUUGCUGACAGGGCUAUCAGGUCUGAGCAACUCUCCAUGGAGUGUCUUCUUGUUCACACCAUCUACAUCAGAACCAGGAACAGACUCAAUGAGCUCAAGCAGGAGAUCCAGGGUAUGCUCAAGGAUGUAGAGUGCACGUUGAAUGGAUCACCAGCUAUUCUCGCUGUUCCCAUACUUCAGCCUUGUCUCAGGGCUGAACUACUUCUCGUCACUGUUGAUACCCAUACUGGAAUGCUUCAGUGUCAUGUGCCUCAGUAUGAAGCACCACUUGUACCUGAGCUCACACAAGCUCUUAAUAAUGAUCACUCGAGGCUACCGUCCCUCAUCUCCGAACUCAGAUUCUGGAUCACCCAGAGGAGGUGCGAGAAAACACUCCAGCAUCUUCCGGCUACACCUCAUGAGAAAUUACCCAUUCUUCAUAAUCCUGAGUUCCCCAUGGCCAACAUCAGCAGGCAUCGAAUGAUGGUCAGGCUUCAUCGGCAUCCCACCGUUUUACUGAUUGUUGCGUUCAAGGAGAAAGAAUCCUCACCUUGUGAAAUUGAAUGUUCAUUCUACAUGGCAAGUGUCAAACCAAGUUCAGCAGAGAGCAAUGCCCAGGACGAGAAUAUAGAGUCAGAGAUUCCCAAGAUGUACCUGAAACUCCAGAGUCUGAUAGAGUUUGACACAUUCGUUAUCACUCAUGGUCCAUUUACAAGUGUUGACAGUGGAAUUAAUGAACAAGAUGGGGGGUGCAUUACAGACGUUACCGAUAAGGGGAACAAGCGGCGUAGCACUGGUGCCAAUGGACGUCAGGACACCUCGGGGACGCCCCAGAGUAGAAGACCAAAGCAUCCGGCUUAUUUUAUACCAGAGCUGGCCCACGUUGUUGCACUCUGCGACGAGAGAAUUCCAUUCAUCACUCUAGCCCUAGAGUUAACAAAACGAGACAUCGCUCACCAAGGGCUUCAGGUGGAAGCCAAUGCGACAGCCCUGGUGCUAAAACCAGUGCUCCUACCAGCCCCCAGCCCCUCGAUAAGUGGAAGCCCAGGUUGGCAGGCCCUUCUGAAACGCCUGCUGAGCGUGUCAAUCAGAGUACAGGGAAAGGGAAUGACUAAAACGUGGAUGGCAGAGUUUGUAUUUUACUCGAGUCCCCUGACAAGUAGUCAUCCCAAGGAACAGGGUCUCCGUCGUCCUGUCUACUUCCAGUACGACAUGGGAACAGCUGAUACUGUCUCGAAAACAGUCGACGCUCUCCUCAACAACUGGGCCCAAAUUGUCCACCUGUACUCAAUCGUCCAGGACCUCUCGGAGUACUUCAAGAUGGAGAAGUACAAUCUCAGGAAUAUGGUCAGCAUAAAAUCCUUCAGUUACAACAAACUCAUCCUGUCUUACGGUCCCAAUAGAGGAGCUGUGGUAAUUGUCCACUGGAGUACAACUGACAAGGCAUUCAAGCUCGUCUUCGGGAAGAGUCCCACCAACACAGGGAUCAAUGCCCACUCCCUGAUGAAGGAGCAGCUCGAGGCACAUCUGAAUCGUCACAGAAAUCUCGCCCAGAUUAUCUUCUACCUCAACGAAACCCUCCAGCCCCUCAUCUCCAUCAGCAAACUCCCCAUAAUCCCUCAACUAGGAAUUCUCAAUACUCGUCCCCAGGUUCCCGUCCAGACAUUCACGAUUAUGCCCCAAUCAGUGACAUCAGUUCGUCUUGCUUACCAGGGAAUGUACUGCCUGGAGCUGAGGGUGAGAGGUGGUGGACUCGUGUCACUCAGGGAUGGUGCUUACUCCAGAUUUGAUCGCAGCAAUGUUGUCGACGAGUUCACACCCACUCAGGGUCUCAAGACAUUUUUAUCGAAGUACGUGGACGAGAGUGCAGUGUUCAGGAGGCGAUCACAGUCCGAGGAUGAUAAUCCACCGUCGCCGGUGACGAUGGACUCGGAAGGGCCUGGGGUAGGAUUUAUGAGUCAUCAUCGGGGAGGUCCUCAGUCACCAGCACAGCAGAGGGAUGGAUUGAGGUUCCAUCCACCCUUGACACCCCCAUCUGGCUCGAAUCCUCAUACGCCAGCUAGUCCACACACUGCCAAUAUCUCGCAGGCAAGUCAGCAUCAGAGUUUUGGCAGUAGUCCUGCCACAUCUUUUAAUUUAGCAUCACCUCCAUCACUCCCACCAAAUACACCGAAUAUGCUACCUCAUCCGUCACCAGGGUCUGGUCUUGUUGCCAAUAGUCCUCUCAAUCAAAUGCACGUACCCAGUCCUGCUGGACUGAUGCCCACGUCGUCACCAGGUCCCUGCAGCAAUGUCCAGGUUGGGCAUUCACCAGCGAGUUCAUUCAUGCAAGGGCACAUCGAUGGUAGUCCUUUUCCCAGCUCUCAGAGCAUGGCAUCACCAGCUGCAUCAAACUGGCCGGGUUCUCCAAGCGUUCCAAGACCAUCACCAGCUAGACCUGGACAAAAUCCAGCUCAUGCAGCUCUUCACAGUCCCCAGCCCUCAGACCACAAAAUAGGGAGUCACAUCUCCAGGGUUUUGCCACAGAGAUCGUGGGCUGGGGCUGUGCCAACUCUCUUGACGUAUGAGGCUCUGGAUAUCCUCUGCUCACCCUCGGCACAUCCCUCGGGACUUCCUGGGCCUGAUCUAUCACCUCUGGAGAGAUUCCUCGGGUGUGUCUACAUGAGGAGACAGCUCCAGAGGUUCAUUCAGACUGAUGACUGUCUCACGAGCAUUAAUAGCACUGAACCUGGGGUUGUGCAUUUCAAAGUUGAGACUCUUCAGUGCAGAGUUGUUCUCAAUCCUCAGCAUCUUCAGUCACUUCACAUCAAGGUGCAGCCACUGCCUGAGCACACGGACAAGUGGACACUCGAGGAGCUGCAGAUUAUUGAGAAAUUCUUUGACACCAGGGCUGCUGCUCCACCGUAUAAACCCAAUACUUUGUCCGGAUUUGGCAGAAUGCUCAAUGUACCUUUCAAUGUUUUGAAGGAUUUCAUUCAGAUUAUGAAGCUCGAGCUCGUACCUGGACUCGUACAGCAGCAGCAGCUCAAGUGGUCGAUACAGUGGUGUCUCAAGGUACCACCUUCAGCCACUGCUAUUGUGCCAACUGGUAUGGCUGGUGUCCUCGUCUGCAAGAACAAAAUCCUAUUCUUUAUCCAAUUAACAAGAGUCGGAGUGCCUUACCAGGGAGAGCCCCUGUCCCUGGCCCUUCCUCUGGUGUACGAUGUGCAGACAAACCUGACGCAAUUAGCAGAGAGACGUGAUUCAGCGCCAUCACCAUCAACAGCAGCAGCCUCGAUGCAGCUGAAACGUUUCGUUGAAUAUCCAGGAGUUAAUUACCCGGAGUGUUCGCUGUUCCCAGCAGUGAGGGAUCUCAUGGCGAACUUGACGCUCCCCUCAGAGCCUCCAGUGAUGCCCCAGGUGGUUGGAUCCCCAGCAGCUGGACAAGUCACCCCAACCCAGCAGAUCCAGAGUCCAGCCAUGCAGAUGCAUUCCCCCAUGGCUGGCCAGGGCCCACCCCAGGGGCCCUACGGUAUGCAGGGAAUGCCCUCCAUAGGAAUGAUGGGAGGACCUCCCCAAUAGGGAUACCUGAAUGUCAAUCCCCUCUCCUAUUACUAAUUAAUUCAUUAAUUCCGUAACAAAGUGGUAAAAUAAGUUGACAUUUUCUCGAGAGUUUUCUCUCAAUAUCUCCAGAUUAAAAGAAAAUAUCGAUAUUUUCGUAAUUACCUUUUUUGUACAACUUAGAUUUCUGUACAAAAAAUGUGGAGUGAAAAAUAUUCAUAUCUCUCUUCAGUUCUGAGAUAUUCGCGAAAUACUCAUCUCGAAAAGCAUGCACUUAUUCUGAUUUAUCAUUUGUCGAGGGAAUUUAAUUGUAAUAUAAUGGACAUAAUGAGCAAUUUGGGUAGUUGAUGGACAGUAGUUUCUUCCAGUCGUGGGUCAUUCUUCUAGGUCGUGUAAGUGAAUAUUUAUGUCGCAGAUCGAAUUAAUCUGUUGAAAUCAAUAAAUUUUUAUAUUAAUCCAAAAUGCAUUAUUUCUCAAUAAUUUCAUCAAUUACACCGGAACAUUAAUCACUAUUUAUUCUCUUUCCAGUCA
Messenger RNA from Fopius arisanus, 5406 nucleotides. It is a transcript of the gene MED14, whose product is annotated as mediator complex subunit 14. Gene Ontology annotation, cellular component: core mediator complex; mediator complex. The record is from RefSeq and is a predicted model, not a curated record. Gene Ontology annotation, molecular function: transcription coregulator activity. NCBI's taxonomy places the organism in Eukaryota, Metazoa, Arthropoda, Insecta, Hymenoptera, Braconidae. Bases 274 to 4896 code for a protein of 1540 amino acids. The transcript has 5 exons. Gene Ontology annotation, biological process: regulation of transcription by RNA polymerase II.